Molecule: messenger RNA, 4513 nt
Organism: Pseudoliparis swirei
Lineage: Eukaryota; Metazoa; Chordata; Actinopteri; Perciformes; Liparidae
Product: flotillin-2a
Exons: 11
Coding region: 144-1442 (432 amino acids)
Biological process (GO): regulation of myoblast differentiation; protein localization to plasma membrane
Cellular component (GO): plasma membrane
Source: RefSeq, a predicted model, not a curated record
ACCCUCCUAGUCGGGAAAAAAAUAAAUAACCAUCGAGUUGGUGAAGGGAAAAGCGAGAAAAAUAUUGUUUAUAAAUUAGAUUAACGUUAGUUUUGUACGCGUCGAGUAGCUUUGGAUACGAGCUUGUUUGUUUUCUCGGAAACAUGGGAAACUGCCACACCGUCGGACCGAACGAGGCCCUGGUGGUUUCAGGUGGCUGCUGCGGCUCCGAUCAGAAGUCAUAUGUCGUGGGAGGCUGGUCUUGGGCCUGGUGGCUCAUUUCUGAUAUCCAGCGAAUGUCUCUGGAGGUUAUGACCAUCCUCUGUCGCUGCGAGAAUAUCGAAACGUCGGAGGGUGUUCCCCUGGAUGUGACAGGGGUGGCUCAGGUAAAGGUGAUGACAGAAAUCGAGCUGCUGGGUUACGCCUGCGAGCAGUUCCUGGGGAAGUCGGUCGUGGAAAUCAAGAGCGUCAUCCUGCAGACCCUUGAGGGUCACCUGCGCUCCAUCCUCGGCACCCUGACCGUCGAGCAGAUUUACCAAGAUCGAGACCGAUUCGCCACUCUGGUGCGAGAGGUGGCGUCACCCGAUGUGGGCCGCAUGGGCAUCGAGAUCCUCAGCUUCACCAUCAAGGAUCUGUAUGAUAAAGUGGAUUACCUGAACUCGCUGGGCAAAGCUCAGACAGCCGCAGUACAGAGGGACGCAGACAUCGGCGUGGCGGAGGCAGAGCGGGACGCUGGCAUCAGGGAAGCUGAGUGUAAAAGAGAAAUGAUGGACGUCAAGUUCUUAGCUGACACAAAAAUGGCCGACUCCAAGCGAGAGCUGGAAAUGCAAAAAGCGUCCUUUAACCAGGAAGUGAACACCAAGAAAGCAGAGGCUCAGCUGGCGUACGAACUGCAGGCGGCCAAAGAGCAGCAGAAGAUCCGUCUGGAGGAGAUUGAGAUCGAGGUGGUGCAGAGGAAGAAGCAGAUCACCAUUGAGGAGAAGGAGAUCGACCGCACUGAAAAGGAGCUCGUCGCCACCGUGAAGAGACCUGCCGAGGCGGAAGCCUACAAGAUGCAGCAGCUGGCUGAGGGAAUGAAGACAAAGACGGUGCUGAUGGCGCAGGCAGGGGCCGACAAGAUCCGCCUCAUCGGUGAGGCCGAGGCCUUCUCUAUUGAAGCGGUGGGCAAGGCGGAGGCCGAGAGGAUGAAGCUGAAAGCUGAAGCCUACCAGCUGUACGGCGAGGCGGCCAAGACGGCUCUGGUGCUCGAGGCUCUGCCCCUGAUUGCCGAAAAGGUGGCUGCACCCCUGUCCAGGACCAGUGAAAUUGUCAUCCUGAGUGGAGAUGGCAGCCGUGUGACCGGAGAGGUGAACCGUCUACUAGCUGAACUCCCCGUGUCCAUCAACGCCAUCACCGGAGUGGAUCUGACUAAGCUCCCUCUGUUCCAGAAGUUGAUGAGCCCACAGUGCCAAACAGCCAUCUGAAGAAUCAGGCCAGAGACUCGUUGCUCUAAAUCCUUCAACAUUUAUCUGCCUCGAGCAUGAUUUAUUAUUUUGGAGGAGUCGGCCUCUGACCCCUUAUGCAACUGCCUUUGACCAGAAACACUUGACAUCUACCAAGAAGUUUAAAAAAAAUAUAUUUCUAAGAGGUUGCUAUAUUUUCUAAAGGAGAUAACAAUAAUUUUGGGCCUUAACUUCCAAAGGACCCGACUCUAUGUAUCUUCUGUUGCUUUUAGUUCUAGACACAUUGAUCUUUGUCACACUGCACUAGUUAUCCAGGAGUUCUGCCCGUUGCCAUCCAAAGCAGACUUGGGUGUUUUUGAGAGACAAAAGUCUGAGUUGGCCCACUUUGAAUGGGGGUGGCUUUAAACAUUAUUUUUAGAAGGACAAACAAAACCCACUGUAGAUGGAACACAUUAAGACCAAAUCUGAUGAUUGUUCUCUUCUGCAGAAUUGCUUAAGUCUCUGCCUAAAGUCUGGAGUCAGGCAUGUCUCCACCUCGAGCCCCUCAUCCUCACAGUCAGAGCCCGGUUAGUGAAGCAACUCGCAGGAGACUGAGCCCCCCGGUGUGGAUGGUACCGCUUUCCUUUCCUCUUUGCUUUUGAAAACUCUUUGUAUCUUAGAUUAGUCCUCUCUAACUCAGAAACCGUGAUUGAUUACCAAACCGCUGUUCCUCUUAACGCCCUGGAUCUUCACCCACUGUGAUUGGAGAAUUGUGCGGCGUAUUACAAUACCGGGAACAUAAGAAUCCCUUGUAUGAGCGUUCUUACCUCGCGGUGCAGCGUCAUGUCCUCUUCUCAUCCUGAUGUGCAGUGCCUGUUCACCACUCAAGUGCCCAAACCGUCGGACAGUGGUUUGGUUUUAGUUGGAUUUAUGUGCGAGUAUGUCACUGUGUUUAUAGAUGGAAGACGUUUUAAUAUUGCUCCCUGUUCUCAUGACAUCUGCUUCUACUAACAGUGUUUACGCCUCACUUUUGUCCCGUGUUUAGACACAUAGGCAGAUACACACGCAUAAGACCAAGCCAUACUUAGAUUAGCCUUAAAAGAUAACCCUGGACGCCUGCCGAGGCUCACCAAACUUUUCUUUUGAACUCAAAGCAACACAUGGAAGACGUUCAGGGUCUGAGCUUUAGUUUCGUUGUUCAAGCUCAGAUGUGGUUACGGGUUUUCUCCAGCACGGUUUGAAAUGCUCACUUUUGCAUAUUUUGUAACCUUUUUAAGGGUUGAGCAUCGCCACCGCGUCGCUUAUCUGAACCACGCCCAACCUGUGAAUCCCACGUUGGGUUCAGGCGGUCCACACCUGGUUCAGGUGGAGGAUGAGCACGUGAUCAGGUUGUGAACACGCGCUGCGUGGCGUUUAUGCUUGAGAGUUCUUCAGUUUGGUAAAUGUAAGCCCGGGCAGUUGGAGCGUUCACUUUCUCCUGCCGCAACAUGUGAAGCACCAAAUCUUUCUCAAGCUUUACCUACAGGUCAAUUAAAUCCACUGCACACAUUCUGUUACAAUCAUUUAAAUGUCUAAAGCCAGGUGGCAAAUGUGAUGUUUCAGUAUCACGUCCUCUCUCGUGCCAGUGUGCACCCGGCGUCAACCACCAGGUGGCGCCAUCGCCGCAGAAUCUGAAUAUGUAUGAGUUACUCUUCAACAUGAAUGAGCCAUUUGUUGUCAGGAAUUCCAACAUUUUAAUUUCAUAUCACACUUUUGCCACAUUGUGCAACCGGCUUGCAAGGGAAGUGGGGCUGCCUUUUUUUCCCCAUUUUGUGUUUUGCCUUCUGGGUUAUUCGUGAAUCGGCAUUAACCACUUUUACAGUUUUUUAAUGUGUUUUAAUUUUGCCACUGACAAAGUUAUUUCUGUAGUUUUCUUUACCUUCUGUGAAUUAACAUUACGGCUCACGGCUUGUUGGAUAUUUUAUAAUUCCCUCCAAGUGCAAAUUCUGCAACUCAAAUUGCUGCAGAGACGAUAAUAUUAUUAAAGUGUAGACGUGCAAUUCUCCUGACGGUCAAUUGAAGUGGGUCAGUAUUUUUUAAACAAGUGGUUCGCAGCAUUUAAUAUCGGCCGUCAUGCCAAGAUUGCCGCGGUCUCGUUUUCUAAGCUGUGAGAAGUCACAGCAGCCGGCAGUCGACACUUCAGCGUGGUCUUUUAGAGAUGGAGACAAACGUCAUCUUUAAGUCUUCUGUGCGACAGAUGGAGGACGGUUGUCCUCGCCGUAAGGCCAGAACCGGAAAUGUAAAACUACCCACUCGCUGUCGAGUCUCCAUACAUUUAAGAGGAGAAAUCGAGCAGUUGCAGAAUCAUCUGACAGUUUAAAUUGCGGCCACUCCCAUUAUAUUCUUCUUCUUUUUCUUUCAUAUCUGAGAAUAAUCAACUGUGAGUGUUUGUUUCCAGACUGGCGUGAGGUUCAAUCAUCUAAAUAGUAUGGUUCAAAACUUUGUAAUGCUCCUUUUUAGUUCAAAAGGUAGAUUUUGUUUUUGUACCCAGUGCCUUUUGUUAGACAAUGAAGAGUUUGUUCAUAAUUCAAAUGCACCGUUUGUUGAGGAUCCAAGCAUAGAUUUAGUGUAAAACAAAAACUGGCUUAUAGAAUCUUAUAUAUCUGAAAGUGUUCAUCUGUCCGUUUUUUAUUCUAAUGUACCAAGGAACUGCCAUAUAUAUUAGUUAAAUGAUGAAUAUAAAUGUAGCAUUUAAAAGCUUCUCCUUUGUAAUCUGGACCUCUCAAAGUGUUUUCAUUUAUUUGGCCAUUAUAUUUUUGUGCCAAAAGUACAAUAUCUUGAUUUGUCUAACAAGAAUAGAGGCAACUUUCUGUUGCUCAACGUGAAAUGUUGGAGGAGAACGUGAUUAAAGACCAAACACCAGACAGACCUACGCCUUAACUCUCGUCUUCACCUGAAACAUGUCCAUCUGUCACGGAAAAUAACCUGUAAUCUCUAUGAAAGUGAUAUCGUGGAUUCAUCUUGUGGCUUCUCAUGUUACACGGACCUUUGGGAAACUGGUCGUGUGGCAUUUCAAGCGUGUCUUCCUUUUGUUCUGUGUUGUGUGCCGCCCUAUAAUAAACAUUAUACCACUA